Musa acuminata AAA Group (dessert banana) is the source of this 1177-nucleotide messenger RNA. RefSeq lists its product as uncharacterized. NCBI's taxonomy places the organism in Eukaryota, Viridiplantae, Streptophyta, Magnoliopsida, Zingiberales, Musaceae. The record is from RefSeq and is a predicted model, not a curated record. Bases 164 to 1009 code for a protein of 281 amino acids. The transcript is spliced from 5 exons.
UCUCUCAAAUUGGUGCUUUAAUUGGGGGUUGCUUUUGCUUGGUGGAGGAAGGGAAAGAGGAAGUGGAGUUGAGAGGCGAAGGGAAGGAGAUAAAGAUUGCCAGGGGUUUCCAUUUCCAUCGAAUCUAAGGAAAGAAGCGACAGGGAGGGUUCCGUGGGUUGCGAUGCCGGAGGCGGAGGACAGGAAAGAGGCAACGGUGGUGGAGACGGACAAGGAGACGGAGGAGGAGGACGAUGCGGGAGGAAGAGAUGUGGCUGCGGUGCUGGACUUCGACAUGCUGUGCGCCACUGUGGCGCUCCAGACGCAGGGGCUCUCCGUGGGGAAGACGCGCCGGAAAGAUUCGGUGGCAGAAGAGGCGAACGAGGAGGCGGGGUUGGAGUUCGGUGGCGUGCAGCGGAUGUGGGAGGGCGACGUCAUGGAUUGCUUCGAGGACCGGCGCAUCGCCAUCGAAGCCGCAUGUUGCCCAUGCUAUAGAUUUGGGAAGAACAUGCACAGAGCCAACUUAGGGUCGUGGUUUCUUCAGGCAAUGGUGUAUUUUAUCUUUAUAGUUGUUUCAUUGUUCAAUUUCAUAGCUUUUGGUAUUACCGACCAUCAUAGCUUCUUAUAUAUGGGAAUUGUAUCUACCAUCUUGACGGGGUUGUAUUUGGGUUACUUCCGUACCCGAAUAAAGAAGCAAUUUAACAUACGGGGAAGUGAUAGUUCUUUAGAUGAUUGUGUUAACCAUCUCAUCUGCCCUUGUUGCACAUUAUGCCAGGAAUCAAGGACAUUGGAAAUGAACAAUGUCCAAAAUGGUGUAUGGCAUGGUCGGGGCGACACGUUAUGCUUAGCUACUGGUGGUGAAGGAAGCAAGGUGUUCACAGCUCUCCGCAAGCCUCCUCUGUUUCCAACCAAAUCUCCAGAUAUUUGUAGCAUGGAGAGAACAACAAAUGGCAGUGAGCACUUAUGGAAUGCAGACGGAAGCCAUUCUGAGCCUCUAGUCCCAUCAGUCCAAUUAGGACAGCAAGCUUGAAAUACAAGCUAGCUGUCUGUUAUGUUCUUAGAUUAACAUUGGGAAGGAAGUCGAAGUUUAAUGGCCAUUUUUCUACUUGAAGCUGACUCAAAAAGAUUCUUUGUAACGAUAUCCCAGAAAACUAUGAUAUUGAAAAGUUUCAUGAAAGGAAAGGACUUGGCUGGUUGA